Megachile rotundata (alfalfa leafcutting bee) is the source of this 5268-nucleotide messenger RNA. It is a transcript of the gene spn-E, whose product is annotated as tudor domain containing 9 protein spindle E. Gene Ontology annotation, molecular function: helicase activity; ATP binding; RNA binding. NCBI's taxonomy places the organism in Eukaryota, Metazoa, Arthropoda, Insecta, Hymenoptera, Megachilidae. The record is from RefSeq and is a predicted model, not a curated record. Gene Ontology annotation, cellular component: intracellular anatomical structure.
AUACAUUCGAAGAAGUACCGCUAUUGCUUCACAGGUGCGUAUUUAGAAUUGGUGCUAAAUGGGUACAAAAAUUGUUUCGAACUUGUAUACAAAAUUCUACAUAUAUUGCUAUUCAUUGUAUUGUUAGUAGUUACAAAGUUCUUAAAACCUUGUAUACAACAAUAUAUUGAAAAUUUACUGUAUGAAUAUAUAGACCUGGUGGAUUUUUUGCGACGUACACAUUUGAAAUAGGACUCGCAAACAUUCGCACCAACUUUGCAUACAUCAUCAAAAUAUUUGCCCUUGCUCUUUCAUUUAUUAAUAUUUUUAUAUGCGAAUGAAAUAGUAAUAAUAAUAUACAUUAAAUUUUUUAUAUUAAUAAUAAUAUACAUUAAAUAAUAAUAAAGAGAUCAAUUCACGAUGUUGCGAAGAUAUCGAUUGUUGCCGAAACAAUAAUACAUGUAAUUUCAAACUGCACGCUUGUGUUUACCAUUAUUUGCGAAGUAGUAGCAGAGGAGCACGUGUACCGCUAAGUUGAAUGAAUAAGAAUUUAAUGUUCUAAUCAUUGAGAGAAGGUGUAAAUUGAAUGAAAGCAAAAUGGAUAUUUUCAACUUACUUAAUUCAAAAGAUACAUUACAAAGGAGAGUAUUAGCAGCCCCAUCGAGUCGAAAGCACGUUCCAAAAGAUAUGUCCUUAUUAGAUGCAAAAUUAAACUUUAGUGCAAAUGGACCAUGUCCAAGCGGAACAGAUUAUGUGAAAGAAUAUGUACAAAAAGAGGAAGAUGAACUCUUAGAGUCAGCAAGUUGUUACAAUGUAGGUGGUACAAAUAAUCUUGAACUUAUAUCGCAAGGUACAGUACCCUUACAAGAUGCAAAUAUUGAGGAAACAUUGAAAAUUUAUUCAACUUAUGACUUUGCUUACAAUCCAAAGCCUGGUUUAAUAAUUAAUUCUAAUAGAACUGAAAUAGUAUCUAUGAUUGAAACAAAUUCAGUUGUAGUAAUUCAAGGUCCAACAGGUUGUGGUAAAACUACACAGGUACCACAGUUCAUUUUAGAUUCUUGUUACAAAAAGAAGCUUCACUGCAAUAUCAUAGUUACACAGCCUAGAAGAAUUGCUGCUAUAAGUAUUGCAAAACGUGUUAGUCAAGAAAGAGAUUGGCCAGUAGGCAGUCUUGUUGGGUAUCAAGUGGGUUUGAUAAAUCACACAUGUAAAGAUACACGUUUGACAUAUUGUACAACUGGUGUACUUUUACAUAAAUUAAUUAAUGCAAAAAAUAUGUUGGACUAUACACAUGUCAUACUUGAUGAAGUUCAUGAAAGAGAUCAGGACAUGGACUUUCUACUGCUUCUUGUUAGAAAAUUAUUACGUACAAAUUCACGUUCUGUGAAAGUAAUUCUAAUGUCUGCUACAUUUCAAGUGGAUAGGUUUGCUAAAUAUUUUUCCUCGCCUGUUGGAAAUAAACUUACAUCUGCCCCUAUUGUUGAUAUUGAAAAGAAAAGUUAUUUUAAUAUUACAGUUUUUUAUCUCGAUCACUUGGAUGCACUAGGGCAAUUACCUCCAGUUUCUGCUAGUGAACCAACUAUUUCAAAUAGAAUGCUCGAGUUUUCUGUUAAUCUUAUAAAAAUUCUAGAUGACAUAGAUAUGAAAGCUGAUGAUGCAAACUAUGAUCCAGAAACUAACACCUAUGAAAGACACGUAAUUCUCGUAUUUCUACCCGGUAUCCACGAAAUUGAAGAAAUGCAUAAUUUGUUGUCCUUACCAAAACACGAAAAGGCGAAAUGGGAUAUAGUAAUAUUACAUUCAUCAGUUACAAAUGAAGAACAACAACGAAUUUUUCAAAAACCUCCACAUGGUUACCGUCGCGUUAUUUUAUCUACUAAUAUUGCUGAAAGCAGCAUUACCGUGCCUGAUGUUAAAUACGUCAUUGAUUUUUGCUUAACAAAACAACUCGUCAUUGAUCCAAGAACCAAUUUUCAAUGUUUAGAACUAAAAUGGGCAAGUAAAGUGAAUUGUGAACAGAGAGCAGGUCGUACAGGUCGAGUAAUGGAUGGAAGAGUAUACAGAUUGGUGCCACAAAUGUUUUACGAUACCAUAUUACCUCGAGAAGCAUCUCCGGAAAUGUUACGUUCUCCGCUGGAAAAUUUAAUUUUGAAAGCAAAGUUAUUAGACAUGGGAGAACCAAAAGCUAUUUUAGCACUUUCCCUUGACCCACCAGAUCUAGGUAAUUUAGAAAGGACCAUAUUAUUAUUAAAAGAAGCAGGCGCACUACUUAACAAGACUAAUGAAAUACAACAAUUUGAUGGAGAGCUAACAGAUCUUGGUCGAAUCAUGGCUAACUUGCCAGUAAAUAUUCACGUAUCGAAACUGAUCAUGUUGGGCCACGUUUUUAGCGUUCUAAAGGAUACCAUUAUUAUCGCUGCAUGUAUGACUGUUAAAGAUUUAUUCAAUAAUCCCUUUCAACAAAAAUUACUAGCGUACGAUGCUAGACUCAGCUGGGCUGCUGGCUCUUGCAGUGAUUGCAUUGCAUUCAUGACCGUGUACAAAGUAUGGAUCAGUGAAAAGGCAAAUCGUCGGAUAACCAACGAUGCCGCAGAAAGGAAAUGGGCGUGGAGAAAUUUUGUACAGAUUCGAGUACUCCGAGAAGUGAAAGCACUCGUGACAGAAUUAACUUCUCGAUUAGAGAAAUUGGGAGUUCAAGAAAGUGCCGGCGUCAAUAAAGUUGUUUGGAAAGAAACAGAGCGGCCGUACGUUUUAAAAAUUGCCAUUGCUGGUGCAUUCUAUCCGAACUAUUUCCUUAAACAUGCACCUGAAGAUCAAUUAAGUAAAGAUACCGGAGUGAGAUUAUUAGGUGGUCUAGAUCCAUUGAGAACAGUAUAUUUACAAGGUUGGCCUUUGAAACAACCUGGACUUCUAUACGCCAGUAGAAUUCAAGAUAUUUUUAAGGAGCAUUUAAUGUCUUCCAAUGGAAAAGUAAAGGUGUCUUUUGAUUCAUCUAGCCGAGUAUAUGUUCAGUUUAUCAACGACGAUUCGUCUAAAUUUCAAUCUAAUAAUACUUCAAGAAGAAUAUCUCCUUCUGUCUACAAGGCUGUAAGAAUGAGGCAAUGUAAUAUCCCUAUAGAAAUACCCAUUUUGCAUGAAGACAUAGCUAUGCAGCAAGCAGAAGAAAUGAAAUUAAAUAGAACAUCCUAUUUCAUGAAUGAAAAAUUUGUGAAAGAUAAAACUAAAGCUGAAUUGCCUGGUCUACGAGUGUCCCGUAUACCUGUGGUAAUGCAGCAUAUAAAAAGUCCUGGUCAUUUCUGGGUGCAAAUGUAUGACUCUUCCAUAAAACAUCAAUUAAAUGCUAUAAAUUCAGCAAUUUCCAUGCCAUAUAAUUUAGAGUCACUCAAUGAAGCUCCAGAAACUGGUUCGAUUGUGAUCGCGCCGUAUGAACAGAAUAAUUGCAGAACAUAUUUUAGAGCAGUUGUUGAAGGUCACGUGACGUCACCAGAAAUAUUGGUGCAAGUAUUUUUCAUUGACUAUGGUUAUUCGAGUGAAUAUCGAUUGUGCGACUUAAGACGUCUAAAAAAUGAUAAAAGUAUUUCUAGUAUCCCAGCACUGGCUAUGGAAUGUGUUCUAGCAAAAAUUCGACCGUCAGUAGUACAUAGUUUAAAUGACGAUUGGUCAGAAGCAUCAUUAAAUUUUUUCUGGACUUUAAUUAACAAGCCUGGUCGACUUUAUGGCGACAUUUAUUCUAUCGUUAGUAACAUUAUUUCAUUGGAAUUGAUACACGUGAACGAAGAAAGAGAAGAAAUUAAUGUCAAUGAAGUUCUUGUCGACAAAGGUUUUGCGAUAAGAAAAGAAGAAGACUACUUUUCACGCUUUAAUCAUAAUAUAAGAAUGCAACAGGCAGAUCUGUCAGACGAGCAGUGUCAUCACUAUGAGAAAUUACAGUAUGAUGAAGAUUAUAUACCGGAUGUUUAUCCAGAUCCACCCCCAAUUUCUGAGUGUUACACGACGGCAAAAUUACGAGGCCCAUUUUCACCGUUAGAAGUCGAUUUAAUUCAUCUGACUGUGGCUGGUAGAAACAAAAGAGUAAAUAUGGCUUUAAAUUCUGUAAAUUCUGCCCUUCUAGAUAGCAAUUUAGAAGGUGACUACCAAAGACUCUUAGUAGCUGGAUCGGUGUCACAAAAUAUACAUGGUAGUAAUUUGACGUUAUAUAAUACAACAUUGAUGCCGCACAUUCCUGGGUUAACUUCUCUGGUUGUAUUAAUGUUUACUCCGUUCAUGGAAUUACGAAGAAACAGUUUUGGAACUUAUUACGUUGGUGCACUGUGCGGAUUAGGAUUUGAUCCUAAUACCAGGAAAAGUAUUUUUCCAGAACACGAUAUAGAGCUUAAAUUUGAUGCUGAAAUUACCAUAGAUGAUUUACAACUUAUAAAUAGAGUGCGCCAUUGGAUGAACGUCGGAAUGCAAAUUAAUCAGCAUUAUGAAAGUAGUGACAAUAUGGAAGAAAUGAUCACCUGCCAAAAUCGAAUUAAAGAUGCAUUGCUGAAAUUAAUUGAUAAACAAAGAAAACUGCAAUCUUUUGAAUUAAUUCAUAAUUUUGAUAAAUGGGAUUUAUACGACGAGUCCCUGUUCCUUCGACCUAAACAGCCGUAUCUGAUCCAUAAUAACAUCUAUAGAUUACAUACCGCAUUGCGCUUGGACGAAGAAAUGAAUGAACAACAAGAACUUACGGAGCACGUGAAAUAUUUACGAAGUCUAACAAAUGAGGAGCCCAACAAACAAGAAAACGCUAAAAUCUUUUGUAAAUUAUGUAAAGAUACAAUAUAUGAUAUUUUUGAUCUUCGUGCGCACUUGUAUUCCAUGAAACACAGACGAAACGAAGAAAUAUUAGGGAUUCGGAUUUAAACCAAAUAUAACGAAAGAUAUUACUUAUUAGGAGUCACUUUAUACAACUGACAAUUAAUAACAAAUACCUGAUAAAUUAAUUUUAUUUUUAUGUAAAGCAGUUUUGUUUACAUAUUGUUAUGUUGUUUCGUAAAGACUUAUUCUUCAGUUUUGUGCGUAAAGAGUUAAAUGCUUUUGUGAUAAAAUAGUAUUAUAACAAUAGUAAUCUAUUUUUAUUUAAUGAUGUACUAUAAGUAUCUAAAUUAAAAGAUAUAUAAAUAAAACUGUUACAUUUAUUGAUGAAGCAACGUAUCUACAUAUUUUAUAUUUAUACAAUGUUUACAUAGUACAUACCACGUUUAGUUAAUGACAUAUAAAAUACGUUUUAUUUUAAUUUUUUAUACGGAUCGGAUAAACAGC